AUGUCGGCGCAACGAGCAAUGUCUCUCUCAUCCUAUCUGGUCAAGCCUGCCGAGCUCAAUGCUGCUCUGAAAGGCAAUGCCCCCACCAAGUUGGCUACCUCGCCUCGAGUCAUCCCCUUGUGUGCCAGCUGGUUCAUGCCCAACGACCCCGAGAAAAGAACGGGAUAUGAGGUCUUCAAGCAGGGUCAUAUUCCUGGUGCUCGCUUCUUCGACCUCGAUAUUGUAGCCGACACCAGCUCUCCAUACCCUCACAUGUUGCCUAGCCCUCAAGUCUUCACCGAAGCUAUGCGCAAGCUAGGAAUCCGCCGCGAUGAUAACAUCGUUGUAUACGACAGUGCCGAGCUUGGCAUCUUCAGCGCACCUCGAGUUGCUUGGACUCUUCGCGUAUUCGGCCAUCCAAGCAUUCACAUCCUGAACAACUACAAGCUUUGGGUUGAGGAGGGUCUUCCGGUCGAGCAAGGCGAACAAAGGGAUCUGCCCGAGUCACAAUAUCCGGAGCCACAAAUUGAUCCUUCCAAGGUCGCUGCUUUUGAACAAGUCAAGGAGGUUGCCAAGGACUACAACAAGGAAGGCAGAGAAGGUGUGCAAAUCUUGGAUGCCAGAUCUUAUGGUCGCUGGAGUGGUGCCGACCCUGAGCCCAGGCCUGGACUUUCUUCUGGCCAUAUUCCCGGCUCUAUCAGCGUUGCCCUGCCCGAACUCCUGGACCCCAAGACCAAGACACUGCUUUCUAGAGACGAACUGCUCGAUAUCUUCAGAACUAAGGGAGUGGACCCUUCCAAGCCCAUCAUCAGCUCUUGCGGCACAGGAGUCACUGCCAGUGUCAUCGACGCUGCUUUGACUGAGGCCGGUUUCCCUGAGACUAACAGAAGAGUCUACGAUGGCAGUUGGACAGAGUGGGCACAGCGAGUCCAGGCCACCGACAAUUUGAUCCAUAAGAGUCAGUGA
Aureobasidium melanogenum CBS 110374 is the source of this 945-nucleotide messenger RNA. RefSeq names its product Rhodanese-like protein. The record is from RefSeq and is a predicted model, not a curated record. Gene Ontology annotation, molecular function: thiosulfate-cyanide sulfurtransferase activity. The coding region runs from base 1 to 945 and encodes 314 amino acids. NCBI's taxonomy places the organism in Eukaryota, Fungi, Ascomycota, Dothideomycetes, Dothideales, Saccotheciaceae. Gene Ontology annotation, biological process: transsulfuration. Gene Ontology annotation, cellular component: mitochondrion. The transcript has 2 exons.